AAACGUUCACAUUAUGACGAAAUCCAUUAGGUUAGAAAUAAAACACAGAAAAUAAGCCUUAUUGGUUGUGUUAUCGGACACAUCGCUGCGUGCGCCCAGCCCCUUGGACGUGCACUUACCGGCACCUCCCGGCCUCAACCGAUAACGACAUAAACGACUCAGCUCCAGCUUCGCUUCUCGCUCCUCUCAUCAUCAAUUACACACACAAUGAACGAACAGCCAAUUGUCCUCGACCAGGGUACUGGUUUCGUAAAGAUCGGGAGAGCAGGCACCAACUUCCCAGACCACACCUUUCCAUCGAUUGUCGGGAGACCGAUCUUGAGAGCGGAGGAACGCGCAGUCACAGGUGACAUUGAAAUCAAAGACAUCAUGUGCGGUGACGAAGCGUCCGCGAUGAGAUCCAUGUUGCAGGUGUCGUAUCCGAUGGAGAACGGGAUCAUCAAGAACUGGGCAGACAUGGAGCACUUGUGGGACUACGCUUUCUACGAGCGUAUGCAAAUCGAAACUAGCGGGCGCAAGGUCUUGCUCACAGAGCCGCCAAUGAACCCGUUGCGCAACCGUGAGAAGAUGUGCGACGUGAUGUUCGAGAAGUACAACUUUGGCGGGGUGUACGUGGCAAUCCAGGCCGUGUUGGCCUUGUACGCCCAGGGGUUGUCAUCCGGGGUGGUGGUGGACUCGGGGGAUGGUGUCACGCACAUUGUGCCGGUUUACGAGUCGGUUGUAUUGAACCACUUGACAAAGAGAUUGGACGUGGCCGGGAGAGACGUUACCAGAAACUUGAUCAAUCUCCUCCUUCGCCGCGGGUACGCCUUCAACCGUACCGCGGACUUUGAGACCGUGCGCCAGAUCAAGGAAAAGCUCUGCUACGUGUCGUACGACUUGAGCUUGGAUGCAAAGUUGGCCCAAGAGACCACCACCCUCGUGGAGAGCUACGAAUUGCCAGACGGCAGAAUCAUCAAGGUGGGCUCCGAGAGAUUCGAGGCCCCUGAGUGCUUGUUCCAGCCGGGCUUGGUGGAUGUUGAGCAGCCGGGGGUGGGUGAGUGUUUGUUCAACACCAUCCAGUCCGCCGACGUGGACAUUAGAUCCACGUUGUACAAGGCGAUUGUGCUCUCUGGCGGGUCGUCAAUGUACCCGGGCUUGCCGUCGCGUCUUACCAAAGAGUUGAAGCAGUUGUGGUUGACCCGCGUGUUGAAGGGUGACCCGAGCCGUUUGGACAAGUUCAAGGUUAGAAUCGAGGAUCCGCCAAGAAGAAGACAUAUGGUGUUUAUCGGUGGUGCGGUGUUGGCAAACAUCAUGGCGGACAAGGACCACAUGUGGAUUUCCAAGCAGGAGUGGGAGGAGCAGGGUCCACGGGUGUUGGAGAAGCUCGGGCCGCGCUAGCGAGCACUGCACCUAACGUUAUAUGUAAUUUAAAAGUAGAAAAGACGCAGACGAUUGUAGUUGAAUAGAAGCGAUUGCGACGUCACUUACGAAUGGCGGGUGAGGUCUGGAUGCCGUUGUAUUUAACAUCAAUACCGAUCGGGGUUAGAAAACCAUUGCCAUACCACAGGUCUGGUGGAAGUUUGAUAUCCGUCAUUCCACCUAGCUCACUCUUCCCAAAUACCUAAUUACUACAUCAAUACAAGCAGUCA
Molecule: messenger RNA, 1631 nt
Organism: Babjeviella inositovora NRRL Y-12698
Lineage: Eukaryota; Fungi; Ascomycota; Pichiomycetes; Serinales
Gene: ARP2
Product: actin-related protein 2
Exons: 2
Coding region: 208-1380 (390 amino acids)
Biological process (GO): Arp2/3 complex-mediated actin nucleation
Cellular component (GO): Arp2/3 protein complex; actin cortical patch
Molecular function (GO): actin filament binding
Source: RefSeq, a predicted model, not a curated record